AAAAAAAAGGAAGAAAAAAAAAUAAAAACGCAACAUUUAAUUUCUUUUUUUCUUGCCAGAAAGAGUGAAACUUGCACUCUUCUUACAUUUUCACAUAAAUCAUAUUCAUAACUUGAUACUCUUCAGAAAAAAGAUUAAAACUUUCCUAUAAAUUUUGUUUCUUUUGUUCAUCAUAAUCUUCGGAUCCAAACAAUUACAUUUGGAUCUCUUUCUCUCUCCUCUUAUUUGCACAUCCAGUGAUUACAUAUUGAUUAUUGAAGCUUGAACUGAAGUUGGUGUAGUUUUGGAAUUGCAUGUUGUGUGUUAUCAAAUUCUUUGCGAAGAUUUAGCAGUUGCAAUUUGUUGCUUGAAGUGCAACUGGAUUGAUUGAUGAUUUUGGGUUAAAAUGGUUCAUUUUAGUGUAUGAUGAAGUUGUGAUUGUUGAGGUUUUAGGAUUUUUAUAGCCUUAAGUGGAACUGAAUUGCUUGAAGAUUCUGGGUUAAAAUGGUUUAUCUUGGUGUAUGAUGAAGAGGGUUCAUUGAUUUUUGAUUGAUUAAGGUUUUUGAAUUUUAUAGCUUGAAGUGGAACUGGAUUGAUUGAUGAAUUUGGGUUAAUUUGGUUCAUUUUGGUGUAUAAUGAAGUGUGUUCUUUGAAUUUUGAUUGUUUGAGGUUUUAGGAUUUUAUAUUCUGGAGUGGGACUGGAUUGAUUGAAGAUUCUGGGUUGCAAUGGUUUAUCUUGGUGUAUGAUGAAGUGGGUUCAUUGAAUUUUGAUUGAUUAAGGUUUUACGAUUUUAGUAUAUUGAUAGAUUAUGAUUGGGAGGAAGAACAUGGGACGAGCUUCUCCCCUACUGUUGAUUAUUUUGGCUAUGGGGGUUUUCUUUGCAACAUAUAAUUUGAUAAUGACGGUUAUCCACAAUAGAAGAAUAAGUUCAUGGGUUCAGAAUGACAGCGAUACCGAUAUGUUCACUGACCCUGUAAUUGGAAUUCCUGAGGAUUUGAAAGGACCAAGAAGAGGUAAAGAACCCUUUCAUGUAGCUUUGACUGCAACUGAUGCACCUUAUAGCAAAUGGCAAUGUCGAAUUAUGUACUACUGGUACAAGAAGCAGAAGGAGUUGCCUGGAUCUGAUUUUGGUGGAUUUACCAGAAUUUUGCAUUCUGGGAGGUCUGAUGACUUGAUGGACGAGAUCCCAACUUAUGUCGUUGAUCCUCUUCCAGCUGGUUUGGAUCGGGGUUAUAUUGUAUUGAACAGACCAUGGGCUUUUGUUCAGUGGCUAGUAAAGGCUCCAAUUGAGGAGGAGUAUGUUUUGAUGGCUGAGCCUGAUCAUAUAUUUUUGAGGCCUUUGCCUAAUUUAGCACUUGGAGGACUUCCAGCUGCUUUCCCAUUUUUCUACAUUAAGCCUGCCGAGCAUGAAAAAAUUGUAAGGAAGUUUUAUCCCGAGGAAAAUGGGCCUGUGACAAAUAUCGAUCCCAUUGGAAAUUCUCCUGUAAUUAUAAAAAAGGAGUUACUGGCUAAGAUUGCACCUACAUGGAUGAAUAUUUCUUUGAAAAUGAAAGAAGACCCAGAGACUGAUAAAACUUUUGGAUGGGUGCUAGAAAUGUAUGCAUAUGCUAUUGCAUCUGCAUUACAUGGGGUCCAGCAUAAUCUUCAAAAGGACUUUAUGCUCCAGCCUCCAUGGGAUCUAUCAACUAAAAACAAGUUCAUUCUCCACUACACUUAUGGAUGUGACUACAACAUGAAGGGUGAGCUUACAUAUGGGAAAAUUGGUGAGUGGAGGUUCGAUAAGAGAUCACAUUUGCGUGGACCACCACCUAAAAACUUAACUCUGCCCCCUCCAGGAGUUCCUGAAAGUGUGGUCACCCUUGUUUCCAUGGUGAAUGAAGCUACCAGCAACAUUCCAAACUGGGACAAAAGCUAGAGACAUUGCGCAGCAAAUUGCGUUUCGACUGUCAAAAUGACUUGGAAUUUUGUAUUUAUGGAUCGACAAGUUUCUUGAUGAAUACGGACUUUAGGUCUUCAUGAGUAUAUUUCUGACCUUAACAGCUUGUGAUCUCAAACACAACACAUACGCCUUUAGGGCCUAAAAAACAGGAGGAUUUUGCUUGUAAGCAAUGUAAAGAUGUGCAGAAAUUACCAGUUGAGAGUUCAAAUAUGGAGCAGAAUUACAGAUAAAUUAUGGAGCACCUUUUUUAACUUUUUUUUUGGUGGGGGUAAUUUUGAUUGUUCAAAUUAGUUGGGCAAUGUUUCUUGCAAGGCAAAUUUGUCUCAAGAGGCCGGAGUUAUCCAGAAUGAAUCUUUUGGGGUGUAUUUGUAAUUGAGAUAUGUUUUUUUUUUUUUUUUUUUUUGGACAUCGGAGUAAUUGAGAUAUGUGAACCAAAGAAGUUUUGAAUACAAACAUUCAUGAUUUUUUCUCUUUUUGACAAGCUAUCAAAGUUCAUGAGAAUAUAUUGUAGUUAGUAAUUUUAUUGA
Messenger RNA from Beta vulgaris subsp. vulgaris (sugar beet), 2446 nucleotides. RefSeq lists its product as hypothetical. The transcript is spliced from 9 exons. The coding region runs from base 789 to 1895 and encodes 368 amino acids. Lineage: Eukaryota; Viridiplantae; Streptophyta; Magnoliopsida; Caryophyllales; Amaranthaceae. The record is from RefSeq and is a predicted model, not a curated record. Gene Ontology annotation, molecular function: glycosyltransferase activity.